Messenger RNA from Grammomys surdaster, 4442 nucleotides. It is a transcript of the gene Ccdc15, whose product is annotated as coiled-coil domain containing 15. Bases 236 to 2632 code for a protein of 798 amino acids. The record is from RefSeq and is a predicted model, not a curated record. Gene Ontology annotation, cellular component: centrosome. NCBI's taxonomy places the organism in Eukaryota, Metazoa, Chordata, Mammalia, Rodentia, Muridae. The transcript has 14 exons.
CUGCCCGGGCCUCAGACGCCCCUCCGCCCCCGCUGCGGUGGGUGGGUCGGCGCAUUUCCACAGUCUUGUCCCCAGCGCUCGCCUAUGCUCACCUCUGGGCAGUUUUUCAUCUCCCAAGUGAAUCCUCGUUUCUUCAUCCUCUUGUCUCCGUUCCUUCCAGAGAGUAAUUUUUAAACCUUUUCUCCCCCAUCUUUAUUUCUUGUCCCUCUUUCUCUUUUCUCCUAACCAGAAAUCAAUGCCAGGAGAUAUGGCGCCCCUCAAGAAACAUCGGAAUCCCACAAAAUUGCCCCUGGCUUUAAACCCCACGAAGAGCAAGGACGUUUUGGCAGUGCUGGCUGAGAGGAACCAGGCUAUAGUACCAGUUGGGGCUUGGGUGGAACCUGCCUCACCAAAUUGGUCGGGAAUCCCACCACAUACUUCAGCGUGCAUAAUUGAAGAGGAAAUAAAGGAACAGCAACGAAGAAAGCAAGAGUCUCUGAGACAUUUUCAGAGACAAGUCAGACACCGGGUCAGUCAGCACGUUAAGCUGAGGAAAAAGCAGCAACUUCACAAGUCUCACAAAGCAGCAGAAAAGGAAGGCGCUAUAGCCAUGCGGUACUCAGACUCGGCACAUUUAACCUCUAAAAGGACAAGUGUGUUCCCUAGCAGUGUGAAUGCUGCUGUUGGAAGUUUUAGGUUUCCCUCUUCCCAGGUGCUUGGUGAUGCAGCAGAAGAUGGAGAGAAUCAGAAUCAGUUGUUUCAAAAGCAAGCCCAAGCUCUUAGUCAAACCAUGAAACUGGCACGUCACCAGCUGGCAUCCUUUAAAACUGUGAGUGAAAAAAAGACAUCAGUGUUUCCAAAUGGCGGAAGGAAAAGCUCUCCCACCCAAGAGGACCUUGGCUGUGGGAAAAUUUCAUUUGUAAGUGAGGAGAGAGACAAUUUGUUUGUGAGCUGCCAGCAGGAUCUCCUUUCUGAAGGCAAAGAAAAAGUUCUCAGCAAAGUUCAGAAAGUAAAAUUCAAAAAUCCAUUAUCUGUUGUGAUAAAAGAAGAUGAACGGAAGCAAUUGCAUCCUCAUAGCCUUCAGGCCGUCCUUCCAGAAGCCCAGGGUUAUUUUGUAGAAGUUCAAAGCAGCCUUCCAGAAUCUCAGAAUGAGGUGAUAGAUGUCCAGAAUGUUGAGCCUAAAGCUUCAGGAAUUAAACCUAAAGCUCCAGGUGUUGGGCCAGAUGCCCAGGCCACUGGAGUGGAGUUUCAGACCACAGAGCCAGAAGGCCAUGCUGUUAAGACGGAGAUUCAGGAUGUUCUUCAAGUCCAGACUGUUGAGCUGGAUGGGAAUACUGAGUUGGAAGCCCAGGAUUUUCUACCUGCACACCAGGCCUUUCUAUCCAGAGACCGAGAUUUUCUGCCCAAUUGUCAGUACCAGGAGUCUUUAUCCAAAGAUCAUCCUAGUUGCCAGAAUGUUUUACCUAAAUACCAGGACCAGCAUUUUCUACCAGUAGACCAGAAAUUUUUACCUAGAAACCAAUUUGCUUUACCCAAAGAACAGAAUCAUCCACUCAAAUGUCAGAAGCAGGAUCUCCUACCUAAAGAACAGUUUCCCCUGCCCAGACAGCAGUAUGUUUUACCUGUAUAUCAGGACCGAAGAGAUCCUCCUGUUCUUCCUAAAUGUCAGGAUCAUGCAGUUCUUCCCAAAGGCCAGAAUUAUCUACACAGCUAUCAGGAGCAGGAUCUUCCACUCCAAAAUCAGGACAGGUUUCUCAAGCGACCCUCAGCUCUUAUGGGAAGAGAGAGAGGGGAUGCGGAGUUGCCUCUGGAGUCUCCUCAGCAUGCUCCACCUCAGAUCCAGGACCAAGUCUUCCUUAGAGAAGAGAGCCAGCAGCCUUCUGUUAGGACAGCUGAAAAGUGGCAAGAGGAUUUGUAUCUCAGUGGCCGUGAACGUCUUUCACCCAGGCAACGAAGAGACACGUGCAACAGGCGACAGCAGGUCUGUGAGGAGUAUCGGUCGGGACUGAGCAUUGAACAGCAGGCUCUGCUGCCAUUUCAGUCUGGAGUGGAUCAAGAAGAAGACAAAAAAGAGCGUCAAAAGCAGUAUCUGAGACACAGGAGGCUUUUCAUGGAUAUCGAGAGAGAACAAGUGAAGGAACAGAACAGGCAAAGGGAACAAAAGAGGAGGAUUGAAAAAAUUAAGAAAAAGAAAGAACAAGAGCGCUAUGCUGAAGAGCAGAGACUCCUAAGAAUGAACUGUCAUGAAGAGCCGUGUUCAGAAGAGAAGAUCAGUGAUGGUUUAGCCCAGUUACAACUGGAAGAAAUAAAAGGACCCAGAGAAAAACAGCAACAGAGAGAAAAAGAAUAUAUAAGAUACGUAGAAGCUUUACGAGCCCAGGUCCAGGAGAAAAUGAAGCUGUAUAAUAUCACUUUACCUCCGUUAUGCUGCUGUGGGCCUACUUUCUGGGAUGCUCAUCCUGAUACCUGUGCCAACAAUUGCAUUUUCUAUAAAGACUACAGAGCAUAUAAUCGGGCAUUGCAUUCCGUCAUCAAUUCUUCUGAUAUCUCUGAGGGGAACGCAACUCUUCGAAAUGCCAUUCGUAAUUUUGCUUCUGCACAUAGACGAACUUCAAAACAAGCUAGAGUUUCAGCAAAAUGCUACCUCACAUAGGAAACCACAAGACAACCUGAAGCCAUUGGAAGCCACCACAGUGUCAGCAGGUCCAGCCUCACCGUGCACCACUGAGCUAUAGCCCUUCCAGAAGGCAUUUCCCCCAUGCCAAGCAAGGAGCAUCAAGAGUUUGUUUUUGAAAUUUUGUUUACUUUACAAACUAUAGAUAUGUUUUAUGUCCAGUUUUCAAUUUGGGCUUUAGAGCCAAUAACAAUGCUAAUAUCGCUUCACAAGCUGAAAGCAUCAUGCUAGAAACAUCUUCAAAUGCCUUGUCAUACCAAAAUCAAAAUGCAAAGUAAGGAUUACACAAGAGCACCUUGUCAUUUUAAAGUGCUUGGGAACAUGUACACCGUGGAUACAAUUUCAGGGGUUCCAGACACUCGUGUCCACUUCAUGUAAACCCGACGCUUUGAGAAGCCGCAGUGUGACUGUGGUCAGAUCCAAAAUUAAACCCAGUGAGGGCAAUAGACACAGCUCAGAUGAGGUGUGUGGGUCACGGUGCUCCCCCCUUUACGGUAUUUUCAAGGAGACAGAUAAACGUUUUUAGCUGAGCGUGGUGGUACAUGUCUUUAAUCCCACUACUAUGGGGGCUGGUCCAGAAGGGUCAGGAGUUUCGGGCCAGCUGAACUACAUGAAACUGUCUCAAAAAUUUUUAAGCCAAAUAAAAUAGUUGUUUUUCCUUCUGCUUCUGUUGCUCUUCCUCAUCCUCUUCCUCUUUUUGUGAACAAAUCAGUAGGAUCCUUUUCCCGGCAGACUUUCCCUUGACUUGUACUUGGGGCAUCUUCUUCUGUUUCUCCCUCUGCUUCCCCACCUCACUGAUGCUUUUCUCUGCUACCUAAGCUGUUCAGCAUCUCACUCAGCUGUUGUGUGUGCUUGUUUGAUUAACCACAUCUACACAUAGAGAUUCCCAGGAUUUGUGGCUUUGAUCUUGGGCCAGAGUUCUGAGCAAAGCAAGAAGAAUGCAGACAGCGGUCUGUGGGCAGCUCUAGUGCCCGUUUCCUUCACCUCCUGGAAGCUGGUCUACAGUCCUUCAUUUUCCAGUGGAGGGGUUUUUUUUUACCAAUUUCGUCAUUUCAUAGUUUUAAAUUUCCCUUCCCAAACAUUGUUUCCAUUUCUUAGAGCACUUAAGUAAAUCCUGCAAUAUUGGGAAGGACAUUGGCUCUUCUUCUUGUGGUCUUCUCUGUCCGGCUACAUAAGGAAGGCAUAAGCAGUCAUAAGCCUUUAGUUUCUUGGGGUCACUUUUAGUCAUCCUGAUGUAUUGUUCUCUAGGAAAUGCAGAGCUCAGCACAAGGCUCCCUGCCCUCAAACUAGCCCUCUCCAUGACAACCAACUUUUAUAUAAUUGUUACUAAUUAAAAAUGUUAACAAUAAAACAUAAGGAACUAAUAAUGGCAGUCUUCUGGAGUCUCCCCACUCCAAAAAUCCCUUUCUAAUCUUAUGUAACCAUUGAUCUAUUUCUUUUAUGUAUAAAUAAGUCUAUAUGUGACUUCUCUUAUGAAUGGAAUAUACAAUGUGAGCUCUUUUUACUAAACUUUUUCAGUUUGAUGUCAAGACUCAUCUGUGUUGUCAGAUUCAUUAAUGUGUUGAAUAGUAUUGAUAGUAGUCGUAACAAUAAAAGUAUUUAUGCAUUCAUCCAUUAGUAGACAUUUGGGGGGUUUUCUAUGUAGUUAUUAUGAAUUCUGCUAUGAGCAAUUGUUCUCAGGAUUCUCUAGUACAUGUAUUCAUUUCAUGGUGUAUGGGAGUAAAAUUCUGGAAUCACAUAGUAGCUUUGUGUUUAACUUUUGACAAACUACAAACUCUUUUUCAAAGUA